UGAUAACACCGAUCCAAACAUUUGCUCGUGUACGCUGCUAGAAGUCGGACGCGUUUCUGCACGUGUACGUUGUUCUGUGGAAUUGUUCCCCGGCGGUAGACAGCAUCCAACCAGGAUAUUCCCAGCAAGAAAGUGGCAUCGUCAAUCGCAUUCGAACCGUCGCCCGAGUUGCACGUGUUUUCGUAACAUCGCUUAGUAUUCACUAUCACUUUGCUGUGGCGGUGCAUUUGAUACUGGUUUGGUGCGAACCGUGGUUGUUGCAAUAAAAGUGAGCCUCUGUUUUUGCCAAGGCAACGACAUAAAACCGCGUGUGGGAGUUAAUUUUGGCGAUUUUGGCAGACGUACACAGCGGAGACGCGUACCAGUGGAUGGCAACGCUUACUUGGAUGGCAACAUUUUAAGGUGUUGUUAAUUGCCCCGAAUAGUGCGAGAUUAGUGUCAUCAAAAUCAUACCACUGAUAAGAAGGUAGAGUACCGUGUUGUACUGCCGGACGGAAUCAGUUUGAAGGGCUUGUUUGAGUGAGUUGAAAGUUUAUUGACAGUUGUUGGCUGCAAUUAGAAUGAUUAUUUUCAAAACCCUGUGGGCGUUAGUGAAACAGCUUUUCAUCGAUAAUUGAACGUAGCAAAAGACGUAAUCUGCUGAUAACGAAGAAGAAUUUGUUUAACGAUCAGUGUAAAGCAAUAAUUGUUGAAUGAUUUGUAUUCACGACAAAUCUAGCCUAUAGAAUACAGUGAUAAAGCUUCGACAUACAAAGUUCACAGCACGGCGAAAGUGACCAGGCGGGAAUCCCAAACACACAUUGCAACUCGUUAAAACUUUGGCGCAUCCAUCGUAAUACAUCCACAGCACCAUAGAAAAAAAAAAACCAAAAAGUCUAAAACACCAUUAUCAGGAAUGCCACACAGCCUGCAAGGCUGCAACAGCAACUACACCCACCCACCGCGAUCGCGCUGUAAAUAGAGCUUCGUUCCCGUGGUUGCCUAGACACGACAAAAGAGGAAGCUACUGAGCUACUGAGCUUUUGUUCCUCCUUCUACUUCACCUAGCAGUGCGCUGCACUACCAGCACAGAAAUCCUUGAAAGCGCACACCGCAUCCUGGUGUCGUCUGUCCCGCGUGAAAUUACGCGAAGCCAAAGUAGAAUAAAUCAACAUUUUAUAGCAUUUUAUUAAUAUUUAACGAGGUCAAAAUCGAAACGCGAAGACGACAAAUCGGAUAUACAACUACAUCGGCAAAGGAAACGAAGAAGGGGAAAACUGAUUAUCAUUAUGAUGCAUCAGCAAUCGAUUAUGAGUCUAUUUUUGGUGCAAUAAUCGUAACAGACAAAUCGAUACGCUCAGAAAUGGUCGUAUAAUUCAAUCAUCCAGUGGACUGAGAGUGAGAAAUCAACGGCUGAGCUGGUUUUUGCUGGAAGAUUCAAUUCUCCUCAAUAGGAUAGUAGAACAAUAAUAAUGACAAUAAUAAUAGUACCUUAUAGCGCAUAGAGAAUCUACCCUAUCCCAUCAUCCUUCGUAACACAAUAAACCAUUUCGAAAAACCUGAAGGAGUGGAAAGUGAAAAAUCCAUUAGUGAAAAAUUCAACACUUUUCCUCGGUCGGAGACCAAAGAACGAAGAAACGAAAAUCGGUAUUUUUGACCGGACAAUAGAUUUAUAGAAGAUCUCUUUCUCUCAUUUGAACGAAGACACAUCACUCACAAUGGACCUAAAGCACUCUAACGUACCGGAAGUGACGGUAGUGGCCGAUGCCUACAUGCCCGGUAGUAAAUCCUCCGAUCUGAUCAAACCACCCAUCAACGGGUCCAGUGCAACAUUGGACAAACCAGCCCUGCCACCAGGAGAGUUCAAGGUAUACAAGCGGCGAUGGCUGGUGCUGGCAAUCUUCGUAAUGUAUUCCGCCUCGAAUUCACUCCAGUGGAUCCAGUACAGUAUUAUAGCAAAUAUAGUUCAAAGAUACUACAACAUUACCAGCACAUGGGUCGACUGGACGUCGAUGAUUUUCAUGAUCCUCUACAUUCCGCUCAUCUUUCCGGCCAGCUGGAUCCUGGAUAAACUGGGCUUGCGAAUCGCAGCAAUCAGCGGAGUAUUGGGCACCUGUCUGGGUGCCUGGAUAAAAUGUUUCUCCAUCCAGCCGGACCUUUUCUGGGUGGGAUUCAUCGGACAGUCGGUUGUAGCUGCCUCGCAGGUUUUCAUCCUGUCCCUCCCGGCAAAGGUAGCGGCAGUGUGGUUCGGCCCGGAUCAGGUCUCCUCGGCAUGCAGCAUUGGCGUUUUCGGAAAUCAGCUCGGAAUCGCACUAGGUUUUCUGCUUCCUCCAGUGUUGGUUGAAAAUCAUGCCGAUUUAAAUCUAAUAGGCGAUGACCUUCAGCUGAUGUUCUACAUCGUGGCUGGAUUCACCAGCUUGCUGGUCAUUCUGGUUCUAAUCUUUUUCAAGGCGGGACCCCCAACGCCUCCUUCGGCAGCUCAGGAAGCUACAAAGACACCGAACCCACUCCAGUCGUCCCCAUUCCUACAUUCCAUCAAGCGGCUGGUGUUGAACCGAAACUACGUCCUGCUCCUGAUAUCCUACGGAAUGAACGUCGGUGUGUUCUAUGCCAUUUCAACCCUUCUGAACCAGAUCGUCCUCUUUCACUACCCGGGUCACGAGGUGGACGCCGGUCGCAUUGGCGUCUGUAUCGUAUUUGCCGGCAUGUUGGGGUCCGUCGCCUGCGGGAUUGUGCUCGAUAAGACCCAUCGAUUCAAGGAGACAACGCUGGCCGUAUACAUCUUUACCAUGAUCGGCAUGUGGAUUUACACUUUCACCCUGUCUGUCGGUCACAUUGCUGUGGUUUACAUAACGUCGUCUCUGUUGGGAUUCUUCAUGACCGGUUAUCUCCCGGUGGGUUUCGAGUUCGCUGCCGAGUUAACCUACCCGGAACCGGAGGGUACUUCCUCGGGUCUGUUGAAUGCUGCCGCUCAGGUGUUUGGUAUAGCCUUCACCAUGGUCUAUUCGGAGAUUUUGAACAGCAGCGGCGAUGUUAUAGCGAACAUUACGAUGGCUGUGAUGCUAUUCAUCGGAACGGCCGUUACGGCCAUCAUCAAAUCGGACCUGCGUCGCCAGGCGGCCCAGAAUCCAAGCGGCGCUUAAAGUGACCAUUGUGCUGUCAUGCUUUGGUAAUCCACCGGGCAUGUAAAUUGAUUUUCUAAGACAAAGAAUUUGGAGGUGGAAAGUGAUGAUUCGGAAAUUUAUAUUUUACUGUUAUUUAUGCUCACCAGAACACGUUGUUGAUGGGUAAGAUAUUUAAAUUAUUUUUUUUUUUAUAGCAGAUAUGGAUUAUAUAGCAUUGAAUAUGCAACCAAGCCAAAUCGAGAGAACAAACCGGGAAAUUUGGUAGAUUUGAGCACCACCGUUCUGUCAAAUAAAAGUCAUUAAAGGGGGCCAGGAAUUAAUUAGCCGUCAAGCAUUCGUUGUCGGAUGCUGCCGAAUGGAUUUCCUUCUGAAUAUCCUUCUUGGUCCGUUGACUGCCUUAUGGAAUGCGCUGAGGAAAGGCGUGAUGCAAUGGUGUGAAAGUCAAUUAAAAUUCGUUUAAACAGUUUCCUGCUUUCCACCAGAAGAACUAGAAAGCACGGAGGGUGUCAGGCAGUUGAUGUAGGGUAACUUUUCGGUUUGAAUCGUUUUGGCUGAGCGGGUGAAAAACGAGCUAAACGAAUUGCGUGAAUUAAUGUUGUGGCGUGGAAUUGCGUGAAUUUCAAUUUGUGGAUGUUGAACUUAAAGUUUCUUUAAGGCUUCAAGAUUUUCUGAAGUGUUUUGUUGGAUCUUGUUGACAAACAGGUUUCGAAAUACGUUCAGUAAACUAUUCAAAGAAAAGUAGCCCACGAAAUAUUUGUCAAAUCAAUCGAAACGCAACGCUUGCUUAGAUGUUACGUGGUUAUGCUUUUCGUUGCGUUUUUUCAUGAGAUGAACUAGCCAAAUGCUAAAAAUCUCAAUUGCGAAGUUAUUUAAAAAAAUCGUUGCGUUUAUUGGAUUAUUUCUAGGAUUAUUUCCAUUAAAAUUUACAAGGCCUUCGCUCUGACCAAACGACGAGCCACACCAACUUUACUCGAUCCUUAUAGGAAAUAACAUUGUGGCCUUCAUUGGGCACGGUUGUUCGUUUUAAAAAGCGAUAUGGUAUGCAAAUACACAUUUAAGAAAGAACGUUGUGCAAAGUUAAUUCAAAGUAUCAGCCAGUUCUACUAAAUCGAUAGUAACAAGCAUCGAUAAUCGUUGCAAAUAACCGUUCAAGCAACCGGGACACAGAUAUAUCAAAUUAAGUUCCCUACUAAUUUACUGUAGUAUAAAAGCAUGACUAUACUAGUUCUCAAGUUUCAAAAGCACAGGAUGUCAUUGCUCAAUACGUUCCGAUUUGCUCUACCGUUACUCCUGCUAAUACCUUCUGAAGUAAGACCAAAGGCAAGAAUAUACUAUUUUCAGAACGAGUGGGUAAACUAUCAGGAAGCAUGGGAAUCCUGUAAACAGAAAGGAUUUCAACUGGCGUCUGCUGAAUCCUUGGAUGACUACAACGAGCUGGGGAGACUACUCAAUCGUCCGGAGUAUACGGGAGAAUAUUUCUGGUCAACCGAUGGGAAUGUACAUAUUGAUCGAAACAUUUGGUGGAAGUACAUCACGUUCAACGAUGAAGAGAUGACUCUGAUAUCGGAAGACGGUCAAAAGGUCACAACACGGUGUAUGUUGGUGAAAGAUUUUCGAGGCCCUGGGACGUCCUGGUCGUAUGAUUUGUGCACCCAAGUGCACCGAUACAUUUGUGAUAAGAUUUAAGUUCGCUCCAGUAUGAGUCCAUUAUAUUUUUCAAAGUUGCUUCAUCAAACAUUGCCCACGAAUUUCGUGAUCUGAUCUUGUCCUCGUUUAUUAUCGUUUUGUUCAAUAAAAACAUCUGUAUGAUCGAAAAAAUCAAGAGUACCAACUCAUUUUAACCCUUGAAAGGCGUUUGUACAUCUCGAUAAGGGCUAAAAUACUCUGCAGAUGUUAAUUUUCUUUAUCUCUAUAUUUCCACCUUGAUGAGUGCAUCAAUGAUGAGAGUGUGUAACGUUUUCAUCUCAACAUACCAUGGAAAAUUAAGUUACGAUGUCUAUUUAUUAAGGAGAUUUUUAGCCUAUGGCUUGUUCAUCUCCGGAUGAGUCUCAUUCGUGAUUCUGCUAUGAACCGAGUUUUGCAUUAUAUUGAAGAGUAGAACUUCCCCCCAUUCUCAGUGUGAGUGAGAAAGAGAGCGAAAACAAACUGUGUGGGUCUUCUCUCCGUGAGCGAAUGGAUCUUCAAGUUUGCUUUUUUUUAUCAUGGUAAUUGACAUGACGUGCGAUACAAACGAGUGGAUAGGGAAACAAAUCGGCUACUUCGCAUUCUUUGAGCAUUGUCAAAUAUUUCACGAUUUGCCAUUCACAUGAGCACAAAGAUAAAAGCUCAAAAAAGGCUUGAUAUAGUUAUCAGGAUGGAGCUACUACUCUAAAACACUUUUAUGAGUUAUAUGCAUUGAGAAAUAUAUCAAUGAAAUGUAAUCAUCUAGGUUUUUCUAAUAACAAGA
Messenger RNA from Ochlerotatus camptorhynchus, 5550 nucleotides. It is a transcript of the gene HisT, whose product is annotated as Histamine transporter. The transcript is spliced from 10 exons. Gene Ontology annotation, biological process: transmembrane transport; heme export. Gene Ontology annotation, molecular function: heme binding; heme transmembrane transporter activity. Gene Ontology annotation, cellular component: membrane. The coding region runs from base 1698 to 3122 and encodes 474 amino acids. The record is from RefSeq and is a predicted model, not a curated record. NCBI's taxonomy places the organism in Eukaryota, Metazoa, Arthropoda, Insecta, Diptera, Culicidae.